AUGUCAACAGCGACUGAGAACGCCAAUGGCAACAGCAUUGGGGCCGAUGUUAUAGCCACAGAAGCUCUCAAUGGGUCUGACAGUACCACGGACAACAGCGACGCCAAGAAAGAGGUUUCCCUAAAGCAGCUUUAUGAACAAUCGACACAGUACAACCAUUGGCGAUACACGCAGAGUGCAUUGGAUGAACUGAGGAGCAAGGCCAAUCAGGAAGUUAUCGCCAUCAUCCGAGAAAAUAUUAGGGAGGAGCGCGAACAGAGGAUUGCACAAGGGCUGACAGUUGAUGAUUUGCCUCAGGAUCUCAAUUUCCUGACAGUGGAGGAGGAAUUGGCCUUGCUCGGAUUCUACCAGCGCAGGAUCGUGCAGAUCUUCCGGUACUGGAAGCUCCCAUCUUACGUGACGGCAACGGCAAUCGUUUACAUGAAGCGGUUCUUCUUGGAAAACACUAUCAUGGAUUAUCACCCCAAGGAUGUCAUGCUAACGUGCAUGUUCCUGGCGCGGAAGACUGAGAACUUCCUCAUGACCAUCGACGACUUCUCCAGCGUCUUCAAGAGCGGAGCAGAUCCGAUUCUGAAUCUCGAGUUCUUGGUCUGCAAGAACUUGCGCUUCCAUUUUGCAGUCCACCACCCGUAUCGUCCUUGCCUCGGUUUCUUUUACGACAUGCAGGCCGUUACGGACAAUAUGGAAAAGCUGCAAAAAGUGUACGAGGUAGCCUUGAAGUUGAUCGACACCUCUCUCUAUACAGAUCUGUGCUUCCUAUACCAGCCCUCGCAGAUUGCCCUGGCAGCCAUGAGGAUAGCAGCAAAGGACGAAUCCUAUGAUUUUGAGAGGUAUGCCAACUAUAAGUUCAAGUCGAAUGAAAGUGCAACGCAAAAGUACAAUGAGACCCUGCUACCGAUUCUACAGGAGAUCGAGCGAGUCCUGAGCGAGGAUCCGCGGUGCAUAGAAGUGGAUAAGGUGGUGGCAACAGGAAUCGAUGAGCGGCUCAAGCUCUGCAAGGACCCGGCCAGGAAUCCAGACAGUCUCAUGUAA
Messenger RNA from Gamsiella multidivaricata, 1032 nucleotides. Its product is annotated as cyclin-like protein. The record is from RefSeq and is a predicted model, not a curated record. Gene Ontology annotation, cellular component: nucleus; transcription factor TFIIK complex. The coding region runs from base 1 to 1032 and encodes 343 amino acids. Gene Ontology annotation, molecular function: cyclin-dependent protein serine/threonine kinase regulator activity. Gene Ontology annotation, biological process: regulation of transcription by RNA polymerase II; regulation of cyclin-dependent protein serine/threonine kinase activity. NCBI's taxonomy places the organism in Eukaryota, Fungi, Mortierellomycota, Mortierellomycetes, Mortierellales, Mortierellaceae. The transcript has 6 exons.